Molecule: messenger RNA, 1681 nt
Organism: Colletotrichum godetiae
Lineage: Eukaryota; Fungi; Ascomycota; Sordariomycetes; Glomerellales; Glomerellaceae
Product: major facilitator superfamily transporter
Exons: 4
Coding region: 145-1464 (439 amino acids)
Biological process (GO): transmembrane transport
Cellular component (GO): plasma membrane
Molecular function (GO): transmembrane transporter activity
Source: RefSeq, a predicted model, not a curated record
CUGGACUGUUCUCUGGUCUUUCUUCCAACAUCUAUUUCCCAGCUCUCGAUACGAUUGCACGGGUAAGUGCUAUUCAUUCUCUCGGAGUCCUCGGAAACUCUCUAAUUCACAAAAUUUUCAUAGGAUCUCAAUGUCAGCUCGCAGAUGGUUUCUCUGACCAUCACAUCCUACUUGAUCAUCCAGGGCAUCUCCCCGCUGAUCUGGGGCUCGAUCUCGGAUGCUCUGGGCAGAAGGCCAAUCUACAUCGCCUCGUUCGCCGUGUACAUCAUUGCCAACAUCGGACUCAGCUUCUCUCCCAAUUUCACAGUUCUUCUGAUCUUCAGGGGCUUGCAAGCCGCCGGAAGUGCCUCCACCGUGAGCAUUGGAAACGGCGUAAUCCAGGACAUUUCACCCCCAGCCGAACGGGGAGCCUUUAUUAGUUUCUACCAGGCGAUCCGAAACUUCAGCAUAGCAGUCGGGCCUGUGCUCGGCGGCCUGCUCGCCAACUUCCUCGGGUUCCGGUCUAUCUUUGUCUUUCUCCUGAUCCUUUCUUCUAUAGUCACCUUGGUGAUUGUGUUUUGGCUGCCUGAAACCAUGCGGAGCAUUGCCGGGAACGGCUCGCUUCGUUUAGGGGGCAUUUACAAGCCGAUCGUAUGGUACCUUGGCAAGGAGCCAGACUACCUGGAAGACCCGGAUGAACCCAUCCCGCGGAAGAAGGUGACAUUGAUGACCUUUAUCGAACCGUUACGGCUGUUGAUUCAGAAGGACAUCUUAAUCAACUUGGUAUUUGGUGGCGUGGUCUAUACCAUAUGGACUAUGGUCACGUCAAGUACCACCAUCCUGUUCAAGGAGUUGUUUGGACUUAGUGACCUGCAAACUGGUCUCGCAUUUCUACCUAAUGGACUUGGAACUAUUGUUGGGUCCGCAAUCGUGGGCAAGCUAAUGACAAAAGACUAUCUCGAGGCGGAAGAGAAAUACAAGACAUCUCAUAACAUAACAGGAACAGAAAAGCUCUCAGGAAAGAACAUGCCCGCCGAAUUCCCCAUAGAGCGCGCUCGCCUCCGUCGUCUUCCAUGGAUCGUCCUCAUCUUCGUCGCUUCCACUGGCGGCUACGGCCUAUCCCUCAACUUCCCCUCCACCACCUCCCGAUCAGGCUGGAUCGCAGUCCCACUCGUCCUCCAAUUCUUCAUCGCUGCCACCAGCAACGCCGUCUUUGCCCUCAACCAGACCCUUGUCACCGACCUGUGUCCCGGAAAGGGUGCUAGUGCCACCGCGAUAAACAACUUGGUUAGGUGCGGUCUGGGAGCUAUCGGCGUAGCAUUGGUAGACAACUUUGUUGCUACCACGGGACCUGGCGCCGCGUUCUUGGGCCUGGCCCUCGUCACGGUUGCUGUUGGGCCGUUGGCGGUGAUACACUGGUACUGGGGACAGACCUGGAGGGCGGCGAGGAUGAGGGAGAAGAGCUCGAACAACGAGAAGGCAUGAGGCCCCAAGGUCUCUGCGUUGCAUUAGUCGUCACACAUAGUGGCUUGGUGAGGCCGUGUCUGUGACGCCUACCGGUCGAUGCAUUAUCACAAGUCUGUAGCGUUGAGCGUGCAUGAUUUGGUGAUUCCGCGAAAGGGAGUUUUACAUCAUAGUUUGGCCACAAAAAAGCAGGAUAGAACUACAUAGAACUACAUUUACAAGCAGUAUUAGACACCGC